AGGGAUCCGUGUGGGGUACACCCCCGACGUCCUGACCGACGCCACCGCAGAACUCUCUGUAGCUUUGCUUCUGGCUGCGUGCCGCCGGCUGCCGGGGGGCGGGGACGUCGGACACAAUGGUGGCUGGACAACAUGGAAGCCCUUGUGGAUGUGUGGCUAUGGUCUGUCUGAUAGUACAGUGGGCAUCAUAGGUCUGGGGAGAAUAGGACAGGCGGUUGCCCGCCGCCUAAAGCCAUUUGGGGUCAAGAAGUUUUUGUACACUGGCAGUUGCCCGAAACCAGAGAGUGCUGCAGAGUUUGAAGCCGAGUUCGUCCCACUCACGAGGCUGGCCGAAGAGUCAGACUUCGUUGUGGUGACGUGUGCUCUGACUCCGGCCACGCAGGGAAUGUGCAACAAAGACUUCUUCAGCAGAAUGAAGACAACGUCUGUGUUCGUCAACACAAGCAGGGGUGCUGUGGUGAACCAGGAGGACCUGUAUGACGCGCUGGCCCAUGGCCAGAUCGCAGCGGCGGGCCUGGACGUCACAACACCAGAGCCGCUGCCCACUGACCACCCCCUGCUCUCCCUCAAGAACUGUGUGAUUCUGCCGCACGUCGGGAGUGCCACAUACGCCACGAGGAACACCAUGGCAGUGCUGGCGGCUGACAACCUGCUGGCUGGGCUGCGAGGGGAGCCCAUGCCCCACGAGUUGCUGCUGUGA
This is a messenger RNA of Balearica regulorum gibbericeps (East African grey crowned-crane), 700 nucleotides long. Lineage: Eukaryota; Metazoa; Chordata; Aves; Gruiformes; Gruidae. The record is from RefSeq and is a predicted model, not a curated record.